AGAAGAAUCGAAGUUUUCCGAAGAGAGCAGGUACAUUGUUGCCUCUGCCCCGCGUCGCGCGAGUAUAUAAAACAGUCGCGAGCAGGGUAAUCCUCACAGCCAGCUCACCGGACUGCAACAUGGUCUUCUCCCAUUGGGCUCUCGCUUACCUGAACAGCGUGGUCUUGCUGUGCGGCGGCGUGGCAGGGCAGAGCAGGCAGCUGCCGGUGUGCAAAGAGUCUGAUUACCAUUAUGAAUACACUGAGUGUGACAGCCUUGGAUCCAGGUGGAGAGUGGCAGUGCCCCAUACACCAGAAAUUUGCACUGGCUUACCGGACCCAAUCAGAGGCACAGAGUGCUCUUUCUCUUGCAAAGCUGGGGAGUAUCUUGAAAUGAAGAAUCAGGAAUGUCUGAAGUGCUCGGCGGGCACGUACUCUCUGGGGACUGGCAUCAGGAUAGAUGAGUGGGACACGCUGCCGCCUGGAUUUUCAAACUUUGCUAUGACCCCGACUUUCGAAUUCCACAUGAGUGAGAGUAACUGCUCCAAUUCAACGUGGAUUCCCAAAGGAGAUUACAUUGCCUCCAGUGUUGAUGAAUACACCUCCAUUCUGUCAUAUUCUGUCAACCUCAAGCAGUCUGGCAAAGUCACAUUUGACUAUUAUUACCCAGAUGCUAGGAUCUUCUUUGAGUUUUAUGUUCAAAAUGACCAGUGCCAGUCAGAAGGUAGUCAAAACCAGUGGAUGCAAAUCACAGAAAAUAAAUGGAUUUCUUACAAUCUUGAUCUUCAACGAGGCAAUAAUGUGCUUUUCUGGAAGACAACUGGCCUUUCACCGGACUCCAGUGUACCCAAGCCUGUUCUCAUUAGAGCAGUGGACAUUACAGGAGUUGCCUACACUUCUGAGUGCUUUCCUUGUAAAGCUGGCACAUAUAGCUCCAAGCCUGGCUCUUCCAUCUGCAGUCCAUGCCCAGCAAACACAUACUCAAACAAAGGAGCAACAGUGUGCCUGCAAUGUGACAAAAACAGUUACUCUGAAACUGGGUCUGGAACAUGCCAGAAGCGUCUAUCUUGUACAGAAAAAGAUUAUUUCUACAUUCAUACACCCUGUGAUGUCAAUGGACAGACUCAACUGAUGUAUAAAUGGACAGAACCCAAAAUCUGCAGUGAAGAUAUCAGUGGGUCAGUGUCACUGCCAGCAUCUGGUGAGAAGGUUGAUUGCCCACCUUGUAAUCCAGGCUUCUUUAAAACUAACACUUCAUCUUGCGAGGCCUGCCCUUUUGGAUCUUACUCAAAUGGCACAGUGUGCACAAAGUGUCCUGCAGGUACUGAGCCUGUGCUAGGCUUUGAAUACAAAUGGUGGAAUGUGAAGCCAGACAACCUGAAGAGCAAAAUAUACCGAUCAGAUCUCAGUGAAAGCGAUGAUUUUACGGGUUGGGAGGUUGCCGGAGACUACAUCUACACAACUCCAGGUCUGACUGAUAAUGACUACAUGACCCUCACUUUAAAUGUUCCUGGAUUUAGAUUUCCACAUUCUGUGUCUGAUGACUUCUUGAACAGUGAGCUGGCAAGGGUAACAUUUGUCUUUGAAACCAUAUGUAGCGGCGACUGCAAGUUUUACUUUAUGGCGGGCACGAAUGAAAGGCAUACCAAUUCAGUUGAACAGUGGAGUGACUCUGCUUUCAAACAGUCUUAUACAUACAUUGUGACUUCUAACUACACAACAAGCUUUACCUGGGCAUUUCAGCGUACAAAAAGCCAAUCUAUGGAAAGAAAAUUCAACACUGACAUGGCGAAAAUCUACUUCAUUAAUGUGACAAAUGUGGUAAAUGGUGUGGCGUCACGGUGUCGUCACUGUGCUCUGGGCUCAUCAAAAUCAUGUGUCCCCUGCCCUGCAGGACACUACAUAGAGGUGGACACUGGUACCUGCCAUCAAUGCCCUUCUAACACUUACCUUAACCUGGAGCAUCCAUAUGGACUCAAGGCAUGUCUUCCUUGUGGAGAUCACACCAAAAGCAACCUGAUGCAGACAGCGUGUUUCAAUGACUGUAUAUUUGAAGUAACUAGACAGGAGCAGCUGUUUCACUUUGACCUUAGCCUUUUAUCCAAUGGCACAACAUUUCUCAUGGGCCCAAGAUUCACAUCUAGAGGCCUCAAGUACUUCCACCAAUUCAGCCUCAGUAUCUGUGGAAACGAGGGAAGGCAAAUGGCUGUCUGCAUCGAAAAUGUCACAGAAAGUCGAGGAAUCCGGUCUUACAUCUGUCAGUCAACUAUUUUACCGUCAGAAAUGAGGGGUGUGAGGAACAUCAUUUCAUCACAGCCUUUCAGCCUUGCAGAUAGACUCAUAGGUGUCACAACUGAGAGCACUUUCCACAAUAUCUCCUCACCAGAUGACCUGUUUCCUGGUAAGACUGAAGUGCCCGACAUCAUUUUUUAUUUCAGGUCCAAUGAGAGGACUCAGGCUUGUAAAGAUGGAAGAGCAAGUGCAGUCCGGCUAAGAUGUGAUCAAACAGCGGUGGCCGUAGAAGGAACUGUGAGCCUUCCAAGCAAGUGUCCAGAAGGUACAUGUGAUGGCUGCACAUACCACUUUCUCUGGAUGACAGCACAUGCGUGCCCUCUUUGUUCAGAACAUGAUUACAAAGAGAUUGAAAGCGAGUGUGUCCAGGGAGUCCAGAAAACAACUUACAUGUGGAGGACACCCCGACUCUGUGCUGCAGGUGUGGAAUUACCAAUGGAGAAGGUGAGGGCAUGCAAAUCCAUGAGCUUCUGGAUUAAACUGGGAUUGUCCACAGGCACACUGAUGGCUGUUCUUCUAGUGGCAGUAAUAUGCUACUUUUGGAAAAAAACACAAAAGUUAGAGUAUAAAUACUCUCGGCUAAUGAUGAAUUCUAACUUGAAGGACUGUGAGCUUCCAGCUGCGGACAGUUGUGCCAUAAUGGAGGGAGAGGAUAUUGAAGAUGAUUUACUAUUCUUGACAAAAAAAUCUAUUUUUGGGAAAAUCAAAUCUUUUUCUUCCAAGAGGACUUCUGAUGGCUUUGAUUCUGUUCCACUGAAGACAUCCUCCGGGCAAAAUGACAUUGAGCUAUGAAGCAGGCCAACCCAUCCAGAUCUCAAAAGUGGGGGGAAAAAAACCCUGUAGAAUUUUAAUGUUUUUUUAUUCUUGUGGGCCAACUAAGACCUUCUGCAGAAGACCUUUUCUUUUUAAUAGGGCUGGGAUAAUUUUUAGCUUAUUAACAUUUUACAGAUAAUGACUAUUGUUGAUAAUUCGAACUGACUGCCUCUGUACACCGACUGCACAUUUGCUGUAAACAAGCGCACUGCUUGCUCUGAGAGCCCACCUCACUUGCGUCAGUGACGGUGCUGCUUGUAUUACAGUAUUAAUUUUGUCAAAUAUACAGUGUGGGGUGAACUAAAAUUGGUUGUCUAUAAUUUAGUCCCUGCACUUUGAACUGUACUGUGGCAAAUUAAAAUAGAACAGGCAGGUUCAAAAUCUGCUCUGGUCACUGUCUGUGUUUGCCGGCAUUUUUCUCCCUCAGUUCCAAAAUUGUUAGGUUAGGUUACUUGAUUAUGUGUGUGAAAGUGCCCCACAGUGGACUGGCAUCCCACAGGGUUUGUUCCUGCCUUCCACACCUCUGAAGUGGAUUAAGCAGGUUUGAAAAUGGUUGCGCAGAUAAAUAAAAGGAUUAUUGGAUAGUUCGCACGUAUUAUAAAUAAUGUGAAAUAGGACUUCUGCACUAAGGCAUUGUUUAAACUUGGCUCUGAAAGAAAUGUUAAUUUUCCUGUUGUACCUUUUGUAAAAUAUAUAAAAUACUACAAGCAAAACUUGUAGAAACCUAGAGAAUCAAAUGCGUAUCCUGCACCUCAGGAAAUUUGCAGAUGUUACAUUUCAGCAGACCAAAAACUGGCCACAGCAGUGACUUUUACAUGUCUCUGACUUCUGCCUUUAGCUUGAUUUAUUGCAACAGCUCAUCCUUCCCUGGCAUGUUGUUUAAUUCAUGCAUCUCAUGUUAGGUUAUCUAUAUAGCUAAUGUGAAAAAGUAAGUACCCCCCGUAAAAUGUUUUUCUUUUUACCAUAUAUGGACUUAACAAAGAUUUGAUCUUUGCUUAAAUAGUAUCAUUAGAUAAAGGUACUGUAACUGAAAAAUGCAAUGAAAAUUUUACAUCUCAAUAAUGUAUUCAACAAAAAAUAUGACAUCUGCUCCUAUAACUGUCUAGCACUCUCUGACUUUGACUGUGAGGAAGUUUUUCCCUUUCCUUCAUUUAGAAUUCUUUCAGCUGUGUGAUAUUUGAGGGAUGUCUUACAUGUACAGCUUGUUUCAAAUCUCCCUGACAACAUCUUGCUGGGAUUCAGAUCCAGCCUUUAACUUGACCAAUCUGGAACCUCCAUUUUUUAUUUUCAGCCCUUCCUUGGUGUAUUUACUGGACUGUUUAGUGUCAUUGUCAUGUUACAAGGUCCACUUUCAAUGUAACUUCAGUAUUCUCACAGAUAGUCUCAAAUUAUCCUGAAGCAUCCUCCAGUAGAAUAAAGAAUUCAUUGUAGAUUCUUUGAUUGUGAGCUUCCCAGGCCAUAAUGCAGCAAAACAGUCCCAAACUAUAACAUGCCCCCCACCAUGCUUUACAGCUGGUAUCAGGUUUUUCAGGUCAAGUGCCCGUGACGAUGCGGGUUCUGCUCCAUGCUCCUAUCUUACUUCUUGGAGCCCUCGAACCCGACAUCGUCGGUAAUGUCACCGAUGAGCUAGGCAGUGAAGACAUCAACCAUUGAGUAAGGGAAUGAUGCAAAAAGUGCUAAGUGCUUUUAUUAAAAAUCAACAAAAUCAAAGUGUUCAAAUAAAUAGUGCAGUGCUUUAAAUAAGUCAUUAAAU
This is a messenger RNA of Polypterus senegalus (gray bichir), 4836 nucleotides long. RefSeq names its product endosome-lysosome associated apoptosis and autophagy regulator 1 (gene elapor1). The transcript has 22 exons. Gene Ontology annotation, biological process: positive regulation of vacuole organization; autophagosome assembly. Gene Ontology annotation, cellular component: extracellular exosome; lysosome; trans-Golgi network. Bases 120 to 3062 code for a protein of 980 amino acids. The record is from RefSeq and is a predicted model, not a curated record. NCBI's taxonomy places the organism in Eukaryota, Metazoa, Chordata, Cladistia, Polypteriformes, Polypteridae.